Messenger RNA from Aureobasidium pullulans EXF-150, 6350 nucleotides. RefSeq names its product FH2-domain-containing protein. Gene Ontology annotation, cellular component: mating projection tip; cell division site. Bases 442 to 6021 code for a protein of 1859 amino acids. Gene Ontology annotation, molecular function: actin binding; small GTPase binding. The transcript has 2 exons. Lineage: Eukaryota; Fungi; Ascomycota; Dothideomycetes; Dothideales; Saccotheciaceae. The record is from RefSeq and is a predicted model, not a curated record. Gene Ontology annotation, biological process: mitotic actomyosin contractile ring assembly; barbed-end actin filament capping; actin filament bundle assembly.
GGCCAGAUACCGGAAGUUUGAUGAAUGCCGUCGCCCUCGACCUUUGCUUGAGAGCUGAAUGCUGCGUGACCCUGUGACAACAGUAGCAACAACGAGCGACAUUCGAAGAGUCCGAGCGAGUUGACGUGGCAAGAGAGCGGGAAACAGGAAACAGGGCCGGGAAGAUUGAUAUUCUGGGCAGUCGCCAGUCAGCCGCCUUUGUGCUUCUUUCCCUUUCGACCCGAGAUUGGAUUGAAGGGCAUACGACGCCGCCAAUCUUUUUUGCUCCUUCCUGGACAGUCUUUAAACCUCAUUGAUACCUCGAUACACACCUAUCCGGCACCCUCAUUGGCCAGCGCAGACGUCCCCUAGAGCAGCUUGUCGAGGACGAAGCUCUUUUCGGAAACCCAGGCCAACACGGACGAGGCGCACCUGACAUGAACAUCUCAUACUAAAGCGGCCAUGUUUUCUUCGGGCUCGGGCGAUGCCAAAGGGCGGCAGACAUCGGGCGGCAAGUCGUUCUUCUCGCGCCGUCACCACAAGGACAAGCACAACGAACACGUGCCCGACAGUCCCUCGCUGCCCUCGAACUGGUCGCAAAACCCCCUACCACCCGUGCCUCCUCCGCACCAACAACAACACCAGUACCACCAGCAACCGCCUUCUUCAUCGCAUUCGCAUUCUUCGCGCCAAUCCAUCGACCAUGGCGGUGGCCUCAUGACUGCCAUCCCGUAUGACAGCGUUCCGCGAGACACAAGGUCUCCAGUACGUGUUGAUUACCUACCACAAGAGAACAACUCACAACUACCUCCUCCACCGCGGCCACCGCAACAUACGUCACAGUAUUCGCUGGCCAGCACUGGCCGUACAAGCUCGUAUGAGAACUCAAUACACUCGCAGUAUGACCAAUAUCCGGCCUCAGAUAGGGCCAGCAUACGCUCUAGCCACAGCCAUCGCACAUCAAUAUCCAUGCAUCCACAACAUUCGCCGUCAUCGUUUCCGAACAUGUCACUCGAUUCGACUACUCUCCUUCCCCAGUUAGCCCCUUCAUCCACUCGUGGAUCUCAGCAGAAUGGCUUUCUCAGCGCCAAUCAACCCUCCGCAUUCAGCUCUACCGCUUCCUUCACUCCCGACGGUUUUAACCUCCAACGUCCGAGCGAUGAUCGCAUAAUCGAGAAAGAGUUUUUGGAGCUCAUGCACAAGCGUGGAUGGAAGAGUUUGCCUGAACAAGCCCGAAGGCAGAUGGAAGCAUACCCUAUAAACAAGAAAUGGACCUUGGUACAUCAGGACAGAUUGGCCGAAUGGCAGGGCGAACAAAAAAGACGCAUGCACGCGAGAACGACUAUCAAUGCCGACUCGAGUCUGGGUAUUCUGGGUCGUGCCGAUGAAGAGGGGAGCCCGGAAUGGUAUGUCCGCAAAGUCCUGGAUAACUCGAUCAGCGCGAAGCAGUUGCAAAGUUUGGCCGUCAGUUUGCGAACGCAGCCCAUCGGAUGGGUCAAGGCUUUCGUAGAGGCACAGGGUCAGGUUGCUCUGGCUAAUGUGCUCGGAAAGUACAACCGCAAGCAAACUCAAGGCCCGACAAAUCCUACUGUUAACGACAGAGAUCUGGACCGCGAGUACGAUAUCGUCAAAUGUCUAAAGGCUUUGAUGAACAACAAAUACGGUGCAGACGAUGCUCUCGAACAUGCUCCUAUCGUGAACGCCCUUGGUGCGUCUCUCAUUUCUCCUCGACUGAAUACCAGGAAGCUUGUCAGUGAAGUUUUGACCUUCUUGUGCCAUUGGGCAGAAGGACGCGGCCAUCAAAAGGUUUUACAAGCUCUGGACUCGCUUAAGUCUUCUCAAGGCGAGAAUGGCCGCUUCGAUGCUUGGAUGCGUAUUGUUGAAGUCACUGUUGAUGGUAGAGGCAAGAUGGGCAGUCUUGUUGGAGCCAGCGACGAGGUUCGCAGUGGUGGUAUUGGUAUGGAGAACCUGCUCAUGGAAUACGCGGUUGCUUCUCUGUUCCUCGUCAACAUGAUCGUUGAUGCUCCGGAAAGAGACCUGCAUCUGCGCUGCCAUAUCCGUGCACAAUUCACAGCAUGUGGCAUCAAGCGUAUCCUCAACAAGAUGGAGCAGUUCCAGUACGAUAUCAUCGACAAGCAAGUUGAGAGAUAUCGAGCGAACGAGAUCAUCGACUAUGAAGAUUUGCUUGAAAAAGAGAAUCAAGUCGAUGGCCAAGAACCGGAGCCACAGGACCUCAGCGAUCCUGUGCAAAUUGUUCAAGCAAUCAUGUCCAAGGUGAAUGGCAGUCAUUCGGCAGAUUACUUCGUGUCUUCGUUGCAACAUUUGUUGCUAAUAAGAGACAACGAGGCUGAAGACAGACUUCGUAUGUUCCAGCUUGUGGAUGCUAUGUUGAGUUAUGUUGCCAUGGACAGGCGAUUGCCUGAUAUGGAUCUCAAGCAGAGUCUUAACUUCACUGUCCAGAGUUUGAUGGACAAACUGUAUACAGACUCUGAAGCCCGACAAGCAAGAGAUGAAGCCUUGGAAGCUCGCCAGAUUGCCGAGUCUGCGCUUGCAGAACGAGACGAACUGAGAGCUCAGCUCGAGCUUGGUGCAGACGGCUUGGUCAAAAAGCUCACAAAGUCGCUCGAGGAACGAGACUCGGUAAUUCAAGUUCAGCAGCGCCAAAUCGAUGGUCUCAAGGCAGAGCUUUUGGAAGUCCAACGAGUGCGAGCUUUGGAAUUACAACGCAAUGAGUUGGAGACUAGAGAGCUAUAUCUUAUGCUGCGCGAUGCUCAAGAUAUCGCAGCCGCGUCCGCCAAGACUGGCACCAAAAGCGGUACUGCAACCGAUCCCACUCAAAUGCAAGGUAUUCUGGACCGCGAGAGGCUCAUGGAUCGUCUGGAAAUGCAGCUCGAAAGAGCAAAGACACAGGCCAAGCUCGAAGGCAAGGUCUGGCAACAAGUCGAUCCUUCGGAUAAGCUCCGCGAGUUGCGUGAGAAGAUGGAUGGAGUGGGUGUACAAACCGGUGCCAUCCCUGACAGUUUGCCUGAUGGCUACAUUGGAAGCGUUUCCAGGACUCAAAGAGGUGGUAUUGCUCGUAAGCCCCUUCCUGGUCAGCCUCAACAAGACGGCGAUCAGUCGCUGGAUGAGGACGAUGAAGAUGCCACUGUUUACGAGAAGCCUCGUAUUGUCCAGAUGAAGCGACCCAAGAUCAGCUCCGCACAUGCUCAGGCUGGUUACCUUAAUGACAUUGUUAGCAAGGUCCGCCGUAUUGACGGAAGCGAUGACGAAGGCGAUGACAAGACUAUCGGUUCAUCGCACUCGAGGAACGUCUCUACCCAGUCCAGACAUGUGUCUUCGCACUCCAGACAUGUAUCCUCGCACUCCAGGAACGGUUCAGCCCAGCAUGCCAGAAUUCCUUCUGCUCAGCUCAAGCCUUCUGCAGAUGGUGAGCUCAAAUUUGAUGGCUCUAUGCCUCCUCCACCUCCUCCUAUGCCAGGCUUUAACGGAGCUUCCGCCCCUCCUCCACCGCCCACGUCUGGCUUCAAUGGUGCUCCUCCUCCGCCACCACCGAUGAUGCCAGGCUUCAACGGAGCUGCUCCUCCACCUCCUCCUCCUAUGAUGCCUGGUUUCAGUGGCGCUGCCCCUCCUCCUCCUCCCAUGAUGCCUGGUUUCAAUGGCGCUGCUCCUCCUCCACCCCCAGGCAUGCCUGGAUUCGCUUCUGGCGCACCUCCACCGCCACCAAUGCCCGGAUUCUCUGGACCACCGCCCCCACCGCCACCAGGAAUGCCUGGGUUCUCCACUGGUGCUCCUCCUCCACCCCCGCCGAUGCCUGGUUCACCUAUGCCAGGAUUUGGUGGCCCACCACCUCCCCCUCCGCCAGGUAUGCCUGGUAUGAAGGCUGGAGGACCGCCCCCACCCCCUCCUCCACCCGGAGCGCCUCCUAUGCCUGGAGCCAGACGAGGUGGAUUCUUGCCUCAAGCACAGUAUGCAGCUUCCUCCAGCAUUGGUAUGGGUGUUGCAAGACCUAAGAAGAAGCUCAAGGCUUUGCAUUGGGAGAAGGUUGACUCUUCCGAGUUCACCAUGUGGGCUUCACACGCACCUACCCAUGAGGCCAAAGAAGAAAAGUACGCCGAGCUUAGCAAGAAGGGUAUUCUUGACGAGAUUGAGCGUCUCUUCAUGGCCAAGGAGAUCAAGGCAAUCGGCAAGAAGGAGAAGAAGAGCGACAAGAAGCAGAUCAUGCCCAGCAAUCUGAUGCAGACUUUCCAGAUUUCUUUGGCAGUCUUCUCACAACGGCCUUUGGAAGACGUCGUUCGUAUGGUCAUACAUUGCGACAAGGAGGUUUUAGAAAACCCUGUCGUCAUGGAGUUCUUGCAGAGGGAGGAUAUGUGCACUAUUCCCGACAACACAUCGAAACUCAUGGCACCUUACAGCAGAGAUUGGACUGGACCGGACGCGCUGAAGUCGGCUAGAGAGCAAGACCCUUCGGAGCUUACUCGUGAGGAUCAAAUCUACCUCUACACAGCCUUCGAACUGCACCACUACUGGAAGGCCAGAAUGAGAGCGUUGGCACUGACCAAGAGUUUCGAGCAAGAGUACGACGAAGUUUCAGACAAGUUGAAGAUGGUAUGCAAUGUAUCAGAGUCUCUUCGUGACUCUGUGCGUUUGAUGCCUGUCUUCGGUCUCAUUCUCGACAUCGGCAACUACAUGAAUGACUCCAACAAACAAGCCAUCGGUUUCAAGCUUAGUUCGCUCGCCCGUCUCGGUAUGGUCAAGGAUGAUAAGAACGAGUCCACCUUGAUGGAUUACGUCGAGCGUGUUGUACGCAGACAGUAUCCUCAAUGGGAAGGCUUCACCGAAGAUAUUGGCGGUGUCGUUGUUGCUGCCAAGCUGAAUGUCGAUCAGCUGAUGGUCGAUGCUAAGAAGUAUAUUGACAACAUCAAGAACGUGCAAAUGUCCUUAGAUGCUGGUAAUCUCAGCGACCCGCGCAAGUUCCACCCUGAGGACAGAGUCAGUCAGGUUGUGCAGCGAUCGAUGAAAGAGGCAAGAAGAAAGGCCGAACAGAUGGAGCUGUAUCUCGGUGAGAUGAAGCGGACAUACAACGACAUCAUGACCUUCUUCGGCGACGACAAUCAAGACGAAUCGGCGAGGAGAGAGUUCUUCACCAAGCUGGCCAACUUCGUCAACGAGUAUAAGAAAUCGCACGAGAAGAACACUUCUCAAGAGGAAACGCAACGUCGUAAUGAGGUCUCAAUGCGUCGCAAGGCACAAGCCAGUCAAUCUGCUCUCGAGAAGGCUACUUCAGACCCUGCUGGACCUCCAUCACCUGCCUCUCAAGGUGCCAUGGAUACAUUGUUAGAGAAGCUUCGCGCCGCCGCUCCUGCUACUAGAGAUACCAGAGAUCGCCGACGACGAGCCCGCCUCAAUGAACGUCACCAACGCCGUGUAGCAUCUGGACAACAGAUGCCCGAAAUUGCUGGCGUGACCUCACCAACCGAUGAUACCGCUCUCAUGUCUCCAACUUCGGAGAACGCACCGGAUCGUCCGUCAACUUCAGACAGCACAUCGCUCGCCCCUCAUGUCGAAGAGGACAAGGGCGCAAUUAGCGAAGGUGAAGACGUUGCAGACCGUGCAGCCACUCUUCUGCAGGGCCUCCGUGGCAGCACUGGCGACAAUGAUGAGCCGCCACUUCCUCGCGAUAGCGAAAAUCUCCGUGUUCGUCGACGCCGCGAUCAUGCCGAUAGCGAACGCGAGCGCCGCCGACGAAGACGCGCACCGGGCACCAGCACUGCAUCCACCGAUGGCCGUCCCCAAACUGGCAUCAGCGAAGCCAGCGCUGACCACCACGACGACGACACCAGAUCCGAAAUCGGUGAUACCAGAUCAGACGUCGGCAAUGGCGAUGUCGGUGAUAACAUGAAGUUGGAUCUACAACUCAUGACACCCUUGGCCAGUCCCGCAUUGACCUCUCCACCCAUCACCAUCGUCAGUCCACCAUCACCCACAACAACCGCCGAGAAGAGAGAUUUCAGCACACCACUUGGCAGUCCCAGGUUAUCUUGAGCACUAGAGUAGGAUAGGAAAGCUGUUUGGGUCACGGGUGUUUCUGGAUGUUUCCCCCCCUUUUUGCAUACAGCAAAACCCCUAUUGUAAUUGUCUGUUUGUUUGUCGUCUUCGUUUUCUGCGCACCAAUACCUAAGCGUCACUUCUUUUUUUGUUCUGUCUUCUUCUGCAUAGUGGGAGUUUCAUGGAGAGGAGAAGUAGAGACUUUUGAUAUAGAAAGGUUGGUUUUCUAUUGACCACAGUUUUUUUUUCUUUCGAUCUUUUGCUUUAUUUGUAUGUGUUUUUUGUUUCAGGUGAUUGCGAUGUGAUGUAUAAUGAUCUUGACGUAG